Molecule: messenger RNA, 2362 nt
Organism: Oryzias melastigma (Indian medaka)
Lineage: Eukaryota; Metazoa; Chordata; Actinopteri; Beloniformes; Adrianichthyidae
Product: B2 bradykinin receptor-like
Exons: 2
Coding region: 91-1119 (342 amino acids)
Biological process (GO): neutrophil chemotaxis; G protein-coupled receptor signaling pathway; immune response
Cellular component (GO): membrane
Molecular function (GO): bradykinin receptor activity
Source: RefSeq, a predicted model, not a curated record
UCCUUCAAGGACACCAGUUAUUGUGAAACAGGACAUUCACGCUUGUGGGAGCUUGUUUCUGGUCGUUUCACCUCCUUACUGUUAAGAGAAAUGAAUAAUACAGGGGCGCAGGACGCAAGUCCAGCCUUAUUUCCCCCUAUUCCAGAGAAUAAUACAAAAGAAAAUGUUACAUCUUUGGAGUGGAUGUACGUUCUGAUUCCCCCGUACAUCUCCAUCAUCACCGUGCUGGGAUUUGUCCUCAACGUCUUUGUGCUGAUGGUUUUCUGCCUCCAUAAGAAAGCCUCCACUGUGGCUGAGAUCUACCUGACCAACUUAGCUGCUGCCGAUCUUUUCCUGAUGUGUUUUUUACCCCUCUGGGCUGUCAACGUUCACAAUCGUUUUAAAGAGACACUUCUAAAGGAGUUUUGCACAGCCUUCUAUGUGGGAAUCUACAUGAAUGCCUAUUGCAGCAUAUUUUUCCUUGUUCUUGUUAGCGUGGAUCGUUAUUUGGCUCUUGUGCACCCAAUUUCACAUGAGUCACUGCGCAGGCCUGCUUAUGCCAAAGUUGCCUGUUUUUGUGUCUGGAUCAUGGGAUUUUUGUUAAGUAUCCCAUUACUUGUCUACAAGGAUGUGGAACUUGGUCACGGCUGUAGCCCUAAAUACCAAAAUGUCACUACGCCUGUUAUGAUAGAGACCAAAGUUUUUAUUGGCAGCUUCAUUAUACCCAUUAUCAUCAUUUCCUUCUGCACGAUCAACAUUCUCAGAGCUCUGAGGAAAAGGUCAAAGAAUGAUUUCAAUAUCAAGAAAUCGGACAGUAAAGCUACCACUCUGAUCCUGUGCGUCCUUCUUGCAUUUAUGAUCUGCUGGAUCCCAUACUUUCUGAUUCAGAUCCUGGAAUACCUUCGUGAAAGUAGCAUCCUAACCGAUCCAGACUUCAUCAAACGCCUGGAAAUCUGCAAACAGAUUUUUCCCUGCUUGGCCAUUUUUAACAGCGUUCUCAACCCCUUCCUCUAUGUCCUUGUCGGAAAGAAUUUCAGGAAGAAGGCGAAGGAACUGUUUUUGCGGCAGAGCAGCGAGCGCGGAACAACCACCGGCUUUGUCAGCACACGGACAUACCUGACAAACAGUGCGAGAACCUGAGAUGUUGCUAACUUACAGAGAGCAGUUUGUUUUUUCAUGUCUUUGCAUGUCUACUUCACUGUAAUAUUAUGUUUGUUUGUUUUUUUCAUUUAAGAUAGCAUUUUUGUUGGGCAGCUUACGGCACGGUGGUAAGGUGAUUGACCUCUAAAGGAGGGCUGCAGGGUAGCACCUUGUAUGCAGGAGUGUAAAUAGUGAUUGUAAAGCGCUUUGGGCUUUGGUGCAUAUAGAAAAGUGCUAUUUAAGUAUACAUACUAAACACAAUGUGAUAUGAGUGUGAAGACUAAUCAACGUAUCGAUUUAUAUUUCUACGAUCCAACCAGAUUGAUCUUUCCAUGGCAAGUUGUUAAUCAAAUCAAACUGUACCAAUAUAAAAUAAAAUACAUUAAUAAUAAUAAUUGAUAUUGGAAAAUACCAUUUGGAUUCAGACACUGUAGGUUUAUUUUACAAUAUUAUAAAAACAAUCGAGUGCCAUAACGGCAGACAACAUACAUGUGAUGCAACAAAAAAGAUCAAUCCAUCAUUACAGUACAAUGUGUGAAAACCCUUUGAAUUUUGUAAAGACAGUUUGGUAUAAUAUUCUGUUUGUAUUAUGUUGAUGUGGAAAAACAAAGUUGGGCUACAUUUAAUGAAACAUGUAAAUAGAUUUGCCAUGAAUUCAUGUUUAUUUGUUUGUUUCUGCAUGGAUUUAAUUAAUAUUUGACUGUAUUGCAAGAAAUAGAAGGAAUCUGGAAAACUUCACCUUCGCUGUUCAGCAGGUAUAUACAGUGUUCCCCCACUUAUUAGUGGUUCUGUAUUAGCGGAUUCACGUGUCUGCAGAUUUUAGUUUUUCAGUCACAUGACUCUUCCGGUUCGUCACAAAAACUAUGACAACUCAAGAUGCUUGUAUGAAUUUUUUGCGUCUGAAGGAAGUGCUGCGCUGCUGAGGUGUAUCUCCACGCAGAUGAGCCUCCUCUGGAACACGGAGGGGGCUCAGCUGCGCUUCACUUCCGCGAGACGAAUGCACCCACCUCUCCACAUGUCCCUGCAUGGAGAAAUGGCAUCAGUUGAUUCAGAAGCGGACGAAAAAAAUUCGGAUAUGUUUAUGUUAUCUGACGAAACCAGAAGCGCACACUCUUGAUUUUAACAUUUUACAGGGAGUCAGAGUGACACACCUUUUCUCCAUCAUUAACUACCCUGUUGCUGUGGUACAGUCUUUUGUUCUGAAUUUAAAAAAAAAAACUCUAUGUUAAGCAAUACUCCAAUG